UGUCAACAAUUCAAGUUUUAGUUUCAUUUAAUCACCAGCCAUUUAUUUAGUUUGAGUUUUAAAGAUGGAUUAUAAAAAUUUAGCCACAUGGUACAAAGGCAAAUGCCACGCACCGGGUAUAUUAGUGGAGGAGGAGAGCGAAAUUAUGGACUCCACCCAAUGCACUGUGAUUGCGGAUGAGGAAGCUGAUUUGGAAUUGGCCUAUGAUGAACUGGAGACAAUUAAGAGGCGUCUGAUAACACUGCGUGGCAAGCUAUUGAUAAGGUCGCAGAGCUGUGAGGAAGAGAUACCCUAUCAACUGGAGGAUGCCACAUUUCUGACUCAAAAUCAACAACACUUGAUGCAACUGCGACGCAGCAAUUGUGUCCUGAAGUGUCAGCUACGCAAGUUGUUGCAACAUUUGCAUGCCACACGCAGCCAAAUGAAGGUCUUGGAGGCAACUCGCUGCCAGCUAAACAGUCGUCUGACCCACAUGACAGAAGAACUGACCAAAUUCGAGGCAUUUAAGUUGAAAGCCAUGGAUUACUUUGGCCACUGCAUUGAGCGCAACGAGCAAAUCAAGAGUUGCAAAGUGAAUAACGAGGAUUUUGCCUUGAAAAUGAAGGCCAUGAUUUACCACACAGAGUCAAGGAUGCGUCAUCUGGUGCCAAUGCGUUGUCAUCAUCAGCUGCACUAUGACCUCUCCGUGGAGCUCGUCUUGAUUCGCAUCUUUCUGCAAUCCUUGUUCAGCAAUAUGAUUGACGAUUGGAACCAAUGCAAGCGACGUCUCAUACAUUACAAUUGGCGCUGCUCAGCAAUUCUUCCGCCCUCGGACAUUUUUAAAGGUCGCGAUUAAAGUGCAGUUUGGAGUUUUGGUCAUGAA
Messenger RNA from Drosophila innubila, 862 nucleotides. RefSeq lists its product as uncharacterized. The record is from RefSeq and is a predicted model, not a curated record. Bases 65 to 835 code for a protein of 256 amino acids. The transcript is spliced from 2 exons. NCBI's taxonomy places the organism in Eukaryota, Metazoa, Arthropoda, Insecta, Diptera, Drosophilidae.